AUGACGGAUACUGCAGCCGAGGAGGACAAGGACCCUGAUAUUGAGCUAUUUGUCAAGGCUGGGAUUGAUGGCGAGAGCAUCGGAAACUGUCCCUUCUCUCAGCGCCUCUUUAUGAUUCUCUGGCUGAAAGGUGUAGUCUUCAAUGUCACCACUGUUGACCUCAAGAGGAAACCGGCAGACCUUCACAACCUGGCCCCAGGGACACACCCGCCUUUCCUCACCUUCCAGGGGGAGGUUCUCACUGAUGUCAACAAAAUUGAGGAGUACCUCGAGGAGAAGCUGGCUCCACCAAAGUAUCCCAAACUUGCAGCAAAGAACCGUGAAUCCAACACAGCAGGAAAUGACAUAUUUGCCAAGUUCUCAGCUUACGUAAAAAACACAAGACCAGAUAAAAAUCGAGCAUUAGAGAAGAGUCUAGACAAGGUCCUGGCUAAGCUGGACGAGUAUCUGAUUGGUCCGCUACCUGAUGAGGUUCAAGCGGGACGCCACAGUGGUGAGGGAGAAUCCAACCGCAAAUACCUGGACGGAGACGAACUGACGCUGGCUGACUGCAACCUUCUACCCAAACUUCAUGUUGUAAAGGUGGUUGCGAAGAAAUACAGAAACUAUGACAUCCCGUCUGAAUUCAGAGGGGUGUGGCGUUACCUUGGCAACGCCUACAGCCGAGAGGAGUUCACCAAUACGUGUGCGGCUGAUGUGGAAAUCGAGCUAGCCUAUAAGGAUGUAGCUAAGAGACUUGGAAAAUGA
Molecule: messenger RNA, 747 nt
Organism: Micropterus dolomieu (smallmouth bass)
Lineage: Eukaryota; Metazoa; Chordata; Actinopteri; Centrarchiformes; Centrarchidae
Gene: clic5a
Product: chloride intracellular channel 5a
Exons: 6
Coding region: 1-747 (248 amino acids)
Source: RefSeq, a predicted model, not a curated record